Messenger RNA from Amphimedon queenslandica, 1486 nucleotides. RefSeq names its product deoxynucleoside triphosphate triphosphohydrolase SAMHD1-like. NCBI's taxonomy places the organism in Eukaryota, Metazoa, Porifera, Demospongiae, Haplosclerida, Niphatidae. Gene Ontology annotation, biological process: dGTP catabolic process. The record is from RefSeq and is a predicted model, not a curated record. The transcript is spliced from 18 exons. Gene Ontology annotation, molecular function: dGTPase activity. Gene Ontology annotation, cellular component: nucleus. Bases 2 to 1486 code for a protein of 494 amino acids.
UAUGAAAUUACAGUCAGCAACUGAUAAAGAUGAAAGAAAAUUGUCAGUAGCAGAAAAAAUGAUGGAUCAACUACAAAAAGAAUUAAAGCAAAAAGACCAAAUUAUGCAGCAAGAGCAAGCAUCACUAGCUGAAAGUAAGAGAGAAAUAGAAUUAUUACAAGAGAAGAUAACAGCAAUGAACUUACAACAAAUUGAGAAAGAUAAACAAGUGCAGGAAAAAGAAGAAACAUUGAUGCUGGAAAUUGAGAAUCUAACGAGAAGCAAAGAUAAUCUUAUAUUUGAAGAUGAUAUUUAUGGUGACAUCAUCAUUGACAAUCCAUUGAUUUUGAAAAUUAUAAAAACGCAUCAAUUUCAAAGACUAAAAAAUAUCAAAAAAUUAGGCUACAUAUUCCAAAAUAUACAAAAGUCAACUUAUUCAAGACUUCAACAUAGUAUUGGAAUGUAUUAUCUUGCUGGAAAAUAUGUUAAGCAACUUCAAAGGAAACAACCUGAUCAGGAUAUUACUGAGUCUGAUGUUUUGUGUGUACAAAUUGCUGCUCUUUGUUAUAACCUGGGUCAUGGUCCUUUCUCUCACAUUUUUGGUUUGUUCCUCAAGGAAGUAUUCCCCAAUGGAAAUAAACCUUGGGAGAAAGUUUCAGAAGCAUCUGUUAUGAUGUUUGACCACAUGAUUGAAGAGAAUAAUGAGGUGAAAAAUUUAUUGGAGGAAUUUCUGGAUAAUUAUGAAGAAGAUAUUGCAUUUAUUAAAGAACUUAUACAUGGAACCUUAGCCUAUAAAGAAAAAAAGGGAAAACGUAAAGGCAAAGAAUUUUUACAUGAGAUUGUCGUGAACAAGACAAGUGGUUUGGAUGUGUGUAUGAUUGACUAUACAAUACAUGACGCUGCUGUGCUGGGAAUGAAUAUCAGUUUUGAAUGGAGGGCCUUUCUCAGCAAAGUUGUUGUUAUGAAGUGUGAAAAUGAUGAAAGACACUUAUUUUUCCCUCAAGAUGAUUUUGAGACAUACAAUAAUUUAUUCAGAACUCGUUAUACCCUUCACAGGGAAUUGUAUUAUUUACGCAAGAACAGGAUUGUUGCAGUAAUAAUAAAAAGGAUAUUGAUCAAAUUAAACAGAAAGCCAAUAAUCAGAGAUGGUGAUAGACUAGUGACUAUAUCUGAAGCUACAAAGAGCAUGUCUGCUUUUACUCAACUUGAUGACAGUGUUCUUGCAUCAUAUGAUGAUGAUCCUGAAGUACAAGCACUUUUGAAUUGUUUGGGCUCCAAAAAAUCAAUUGGACAAAUUGGUUUUAUUAUACAAACUUCUGACUGGCACAAAGAACGAAUAAGAAAGCACAUUAUACAAAAUACAAAAAGUUGCAAUAUUGCUGAUCAACUUGUAAUUGAUCCAAUAAAAAAUGGAUAUGAGAAUCAUGAAUCUCUCACCCAAUAUUACUACACUAGUGAUGGAAGAACAGGACAAUGGACUCAUGAAUGGGUCAGUUUCAUAAUGUAA